ACGAUCGAAAUGAAACCGUAUCGCAGGACUAACAAAGUAUUCAUGCAGCAAAUACGUACAGCCAGUCGAAUAGGCAGGGCCCGCCUGCUACUCCUAGAAUUCGCCAAAGACAUUCACUCCCUUUGGCGCUACGGAGCUCCAUUCCCGACCUUCCUCAAACUCAUCGGCACGCUGCUCCUCUGCCUUAUCGCCAUAAUGCCGCUGCUGUAUCCUAUUUUCGUCGCUGCUAUCACUUAUAUAACCUGCGAGGGUCUAUUUUUAAGGGGGCUUGCACAAUACACGAAGUUCCCUGAGGGUUUUACAUUCGGGGUCGCCACAGCAGCCCAUCAGAUAGAGGGCGCGUGGAAUGUAAGCGGCAAAUCUGAAAAUGUAUGGGACCGGCUCUCCCAUAGUCGACCAUGGAUGAUUGCUGAUGGCACCAACGGAGAUGUCGCGUGUGACUCCUACAAUAGAUACCAGGAAGAUGUUGAUGCACUGGCUUACAUAGGCGUGGACUUCUAUAGAUUUUCUCUAUCCUGGGCAAGAAUUCUUCCCACAGGACGUGUCGACUUCGUGAACCCUGACGGGAUCCGCUACUACAAUGAUCUUCUCGAUGCUUUAGCCGAGAAAAAUAUUGAGCCACUGGUAACCUUGUUCCACUGGGAUUUGCCACAGACACUUCAAGAUCUGGGUGGGUGGGCUAAUCCGAAAAUGAUUGACUACUUCCGCGAUUACGCCGACUUGUGCUUUAGAGAGUUUGGUGAUAGGAUAAAAUCCUGGAUUACAUUCAACGAACCAUAUGAAAUUUGCGAGGACGCUUAUGGUGACGAUAAAAAAGCUCCUGCAAUUGACAGUCAUGGUGUCGGAAACUAUUUAUGCAGUGAAACACUUCUUAAGGCGCAUGCGGAAUCUUAUCACUUGUACAAUGAGACCUAUAGACCAAAACAGAAUGGAAGAAUCAUGAUCUCAAUCAACUCUAUAUGGUAUGAGCCAAAUGAUCCUGAAAAUGCUGAACAAGUUGCUCUGGCUGAAGUAGCGAACCAGUUUAAAUUUGGAUGGUUCGCACACCCAAUAUUUACCGCAGAAGGUGGAUAUCCUACUGCCAUGGUGGAGAAUGUGGCUCAGCAAAGCAAAGAAGAGGGUUUGCCUAAACCACGUUUAGAACAAUUUGACGAUUACUGGAUCCAGCGCAUUAGAGGAACUUCUGACUUUCUGGGUAUCAACCACUACACCACACACUUGAUUACGGGAGCCGGUGUGGAUACCCUUGCCAAAUCACCUUCUUGGCUGAAAGAUAUCGGAGCUGUAACGAGUUUGAAAGUUGGCAGUGAUUCGGCGUCUGAAUGGCUUCGAGUGGUGCCUACUGGAUUCGCAAACUUUUUACGUUGGUGCAAAAGUUCCUACAACGACCCACCGAUCUACAUAACUGAAAACGGAUUCUCUGAUCGUGGAGCUCUGUUAGAUUACGGAAGAAUUAAGUAUUUCAAUGAUUACUUGUCUGAAAUUUUGAAUGUGAUCUACGAUGAUGGUGUCAACAUUCUCGGCUAUACAGUGUGGACACUUAUGGACAAUUUUGAAUGGCGAGCUGGAUUUUCAGAACGUUUCGGUUUAUACAAAGUCGACAUCACGGAUCCUAACUUACCGCGAACACCAAAGCUGUCUGUUGAAUACUGGAAGCAGCUGUGCGCCACACGAGAAUUACCUCAAGACGAGCGCUUUAUAGAACCCGCUGAGAGGAGGCGUGUAUGAAACUUGCACUGAUUGCAUCUAGCAGGAAUGGCUUAAUAUGUAUGCAAUAUUUUAUUUAUGAAUAAAUUAUAACUAACA
Messenger RNA from Pararge aegeria (speckled wood butterfly), 1806 nucleotides. RefSeq names its product myrosinase 1-like. The transcript is spliced from 10 exons. Gene Ontology annotation, molecular function: beta-glucosidase activity. The record is from RefSeq and is a predicted model, not a curated record. The coding region runs from base 10 to 1728 and encodes 572 amino acids. NCBI's taxonomy places the organism in Eukaryota, Metazoa, Arthropoda, Insecta, Lepidoptera, Nymphalidae. Gene Ontology annotation, biological process: carbohydrate metabolic process.